CCGUGCCCUUCCGGUGCUGUGUCCCGGAAGCGGAAGUGUGGUCUCCAGCUUGUCAAAGUCGGUGUAUUACUUGGUGGUCGGAGAAUCUAGGAGAAUAGUUUCAGUUCUCUUUCUCUGUCUCCUAAGCGCUUUCCCCCUGGUAGGUGGGAGAGCAGCGACGGAGGUAGAAGAUGAGCACCAUGUUCGCAGACACUCUGCUCAUUGUUUUCAUCUCGGUGUGCACGGCGCUGCUUGCUGAGGGUAUAACAUGGGUCCUGGUUUACAGAACAGACAAGUACAAGAGACUGAAGGCGGAAGUGGAAAAACAGAGUAAAAAAUUGGAAAAGAAGAAGGAAACAAUAACAGAGUCAGCUGGUCGACAACAAAAAAAGAAAAUAGAGAGACAAGAGGAGAAGCUGAAAAAUAACAACAGAGAUCUGUCAAUGGUUCGAAUGAAAUCCAUGUUUGCGAUUGGCUUUUGUUUUACUGCCCUAAUGGGCAUGUUCAAUUCCAUAUUUGAUGGGAGAGUUGUGGCAAAGCUCCCUUUCACCCCACUUUCUUACAUCCAAGGACUGUCUCAUCGAAACCUGCUGGGAGAUGACACCACAGACUGUUCCUUCAUCUUCCUGUAUAUUCUCUGUACUAUGUCAAUUCGACAAUAGAUUAAUGAUGACUUCUUCUACAUGAAGACCUCAGCAGAAACCAAGCAAACUUACCUGGUAAGCAACUUAGGGAAAACUGGUAUACUCUUAUCAGUUUAUAUUUCUAUAAAAGCUAUGAAUAAACUGGUCAUGGUGGCUCAGGUCUGUAAUUCCAGCUAUUUGAGAGGCAGAGAUUAGAAGGAUUGCAGUUCAAAACCAGCCUGGGCCAAAAAAAAAAAAUUUAGAGAUUCCAUCUCAACCAAUGUUUGUGUGCGGUUUGGUGUGUGCCUGUUGUCUCAGCUAGUCUAGAAAAGCACAAAUAGGAUUGAGGUCUAGGUCAGCUCUGGCAUAAAGUAAGACCCUACCUCAAAAAUA
This is a messenger RNA of Castor canadensis (American beaver), 995 nucleotides long. NCBI's taxonomy places the organism in Eukaryota, Metazoa, Chordata, Mammalia, Rodentia, Castoridae. The record is from RefSeq and is a predicted model, not a curated record.